This is a messenger RNA of Plasmodium gallinaceum, 351 nucleotides long. RefSeq names its product conserved Plasmodium protein, unknown function. Bases 1 to 351 code for a protein of 116 amino acids. NCBI's taxonomy places the organism in Eukaryota, Apicomplexa, Aconoidasida, Haemosporida, Plasmodiidae. The transcript has a single exon. The record is from RefSeq and is a predicted model, not a curated record.
AUGAUUUUAAAAAGAAAUAAAACAUUAAAUGAUUUUCCUUAUCACUUAUGUUGGUUUGGUUUGAAGCCAAAUUUAAAAUUUUUGAUCGAUACUAAUUUUAAGUUUAGUUGCUUAGAGGAAUUUUAUUUAUUUAGAUUUUCAAAUAUUACUAGUUUUAAUUUAUUAAAUUUAAAUCAUUCAAAUAAUAAUUUUGUAAAUGUAUGGUUUGAUAAUUUAGACAAUUUAAUUAAAUGUUUUAAAAUUAAAUAUUCAUCAAAUAAAUCAAAAAUAUAUUUGUAUGAAAAAUAUUUUAAUAAGAAAUAUCCUGUUAAUGAUAUAUUUAACUAUAAAAAACCUGAACAAUUUUAUUAA